GGGCCCCGGGUGCUCUUCUGUCGGCCCUCCUCUCUGCUCCUCCUCAGUCUCUCCGGGACCGCAGCCCUGCCGCCGGGACGGAGCUCUCUCUCACGCCGCCCUCCAUGUCCUCCGUGUCGGUCUCCUCUCAGGAGGGGCGGAGCUUGUCCAGGAUGUCUCUGAGCCACUCACCUGUGUCGCCCAUGACGGCCCAAGGUAUCCCAUCGCCCGCCCAGCUCACAAAGGCCAAUGCCCCUGUCCACAUCGACGUGGGCGGGCACAUGUACACCAGCAGCCUGGCGACGCUCACCAAGUUCCCGGAGUCCAGGAUCAGCCGGCUGUUCAGCGGUGCAGAGCCCAUCGUGUUGGACAGUCUGAAGCAGCACUACUUCAUCGACCGGGACGGCGACAUCUUCCGCUACAUCCUCAGUUUCCUGCGCACCUGCAAGCUGCUGCUUCCUGAAGACUUCCAGGACUUCCCCCAGCUGUAUGAGGAGGCUCGGUACUACCAGCUUACUCCGAUGGUGCGUGAGCUGGAGCGCUGGCAGGCGGAGCGCGAGGCCCAGCGGACGGCGCCCUGCGAGUGUCUGGUGGUCCGCGUCACACCUGACCUGGGCGAGAGGAUCGCGCUGAGCGGCGAGAAGGUCCUCAUCGAGGAAAUCUUCCCCGAGACCGGAGACGUGAUGUGCAACUCGGUGAACGCCGGCUGGAACCAGGACCCAACCCAUGUCAUCCGUUUCCCUCUCAACGGGUACCUGAGGCUCAACUCUGUGCAGGUCCUCGAACGCCUCUUCCUGAAAGGCUUCGAAAUCAAGGCGUCCUGCGGCGGCGGCGUCGACUCCUCCCAGUUCAGCGAGUACGUGCUGUGUCGCGACCUGCAGCACAGCCAGUCCGUCACCAGCACGCCAAUCCGGAUUAAGCAAGAGCCUCUGGACUAAAGAGCAGCGGAGACCGUGUCACCUGAGCACGUCGAGCACACCUGCAGCGGAGGCCCCAGGAGGCGGAGCUUGGCUGCCGUGUACAUAAUGUUUUGUCAUUACAUUUUUAUAAAGUGCUGUUUGUAUAUUUAAUGUCUUUGUAGCUCAGCUGUUGUUCUCAUAAAAAGAAA
This is a messenger RNA of Pelmatolapia mariae (spotted tilapia), 1087 nucleotides long. RefSeq names its product BTB/POZ domain-containing protein kctd15-like. The record is from RefSeq and is a predicted model, not a curated record. Gene Ontology annotation, molecular function: protein binding. NCBI's taxonomy places the organism in Eukaryota, Metazoa, Chordata, Actinopteri, Cichliformes, Cichlidae. The transcript has 5 exons. Bases 105 to 917 code for a protein of 270 amino acids. Gene Ontology annotation, biological process: protein homooligomerization.